This is a messenger RNA of Agrilus planipennis (emerald ash borer), 4377 nucleotides long. It is a transcript of the gene SERCA, whose product is annotated as calcium-transporting ATPase sarcoplasmic/endoplasmic reticulum type. Lineage: Eukaryota; Metazoa; Arthropoda; Insecta; Coleoptera; Buprestidae. The transcript has 11 exons. Gene Ontology annotation, biological process: intracellular calcium ion homeostasis; calcium ion transmembrane transport. Gene Ontology annotation, molecular function: ATP hydrolysis activity; ATP binding; P-type calcium transporter activity. The record is from RefSeq and is a predicted model, not a curated record. Gene Ontology annotation, cellular component: membrane. Bases 243 to 3251 code for a protein of 1002 amino acids.
CCGGACAUUCGACGUGGGGCGUCCGUGAGUUCUGUCUGUCUUUUGGUUCGAUGGGGCCCACUUGCUGCAGCCCCGAGUAGUGUCAAAAUACCCGAAUUCUACGUAAACACGACGUAAUUUUACUGUGAACGUACCGAUAAUACAAUAGUGAUAUUACAGGAAGAAAACUGGGACCAGACGAAAGUUGUUUGUUGUUUUUUCGUUAUACUUUGUGAUUUAAAGGCAAGGGGUAAUCCAACAACAUGGAGGACGCCCAUACAAAAACUGUGGAUGAAGUUAUCAAAUAUUUUUCUGUGGAUCCCGAACGGGGUUUAUCCGUCGAUCAAGUAAAAAGAAAUCAAGAAAAAUAUGGGCCAAAUGAACUUCCCGCCGAAGAGGGAAAAUCAAUAUGGCAAUUAGUUUUAGAACAAUUCGAUGACCUUCUAGUCAAGAUUUUAUUAUUAGCUGCAAUUAUUUCAUUUGUACUCGCGUUAUUUGAAGAACACGAUGGAGCCUUUUCAGCAUUCGUGGAACCCUUUGUAAUUCUUUUAAUUCUUAUAGCAAAUGCCGUAGUCGGCGUAUGGCAAGAAAGGAAUGCAGAAUCUGCUAUCGAAGCGCUCAAAGAAUAUGAACCCGAAAUGGGUAAAGUUGUUAGACAAGAUAAGAGCGGCGUGCAAAAAAUCCGCGCGAAAGAAAUCGUUCCUGGAGAUAUCGUUGAGGUGUCAGUGGGAGACAAGAUCCCAGCUGACAUUAGGAUAACAAAAAUCUUCUCGACCACCCUCAGGAUUGACCAAUCUAUAUUGACUGGAGAAUCCGUUUCAGUUAUCAAACACACCGAUGCCAUUCCUGAUCCUAGAGCCGUCAACCAAGACAAAAAGAACAUCCUCUUCUCCGGUACUAACGUAGCAGCAGGAAAAGCUCGUGGAGUUGUCAUCGGAACCGGUCUUAACACUGCUAUCGGUAAAAUUCGAACUGAAAUGUCAGAAACGGAAGAAAUCAAGACCCCGCUGCAACAAAAAUUGGACGAAUUCGGCGAACAAUUGUCUAAGGUCAUCUCGGUCAUCUGCGUUGCUGUCUGGGCCAUCAACAUUGGUCACUUCAACGAUCCCGCUCAUGGAGGUUCCUGGAUCAAAGGAGCCAUCUACUAUUUCAAAAUCGCCGUGGCUCUUGCAGUCGCUGCCAUUCCUGAAGGUCUACCUGCCGUCAUUACCACCUGUCUGGCCUUAGGUACCAGAAGGAUGGCGAAAAAGAACGCCAUCGUUAGAUCGCUUCCCUCUGUUGAAACUUUAGGUUGUACUUCUGUAAUCUGUUCUGACAAGACCGGUACUUUGACAACCAACCAAAUGUCCGUAUCUCGCAUGUUCGUCUUCGACAAGGUUGAAGGUGGCGACAGCAGUUUCCACGAAUUCGAAAUUACGGGAUCAACGUACGAACCAAUCGGUGAAGUAUUCCUCAAAGGCCAAAAGGUCAAGUGUGCCGACUUCGAGAUAUUACACGAAUUGGCUACCGUCUGCAUCAUGUGCAACGACUCUGCCAUCGACUUCAACGAGUUCAAACAAUGUUUCGAAAAAGUUGGUGAAGCCACCGAAACCGCUUUGAUCGUAUUGGCUGAAAAAAUGAAUCCAUUCAACGUUUCAAAGUCCGGCGACCGACGGGCUGCUGCAAUCGUUGUCAGACAAGACAUUGAAACGAAAUGGAAGAAGGAGUUCACCCUCGAAUUUUCCCGGGAUCGUAAAUCCAUGUCCAGCUACUGCGUUCCUCUUAAACCAUCCCGUCUUGGAAAUGGACCAAAACUCUUCGUCAAAGGAGCUCCCGAAGGCGUUCUUGAUAGAUGUACCCAUGCUCGCGUCGGAUCACAGAAAGUACCUCUCACCUCCACGUUGAAGAACCGCAUUCUGGAGCUCACCAGACAAUACGGUACCGGACGCGAUACUCUACGUUGUUUGGCUUUGGCAACCGGCGAUAAUCCUCUGAAACCUGAAGAAAUGGACUUGGACGAUUCCAACAAAUUCCACUUGUACGAAAUCAAUCUCACUUUCGUUGGAGUCGUAGGAAUGUUGGACCCGCCUCGUAAAGAAGUCAUGGAUUCCAUCGCGAGAUGCCGUGCUGCUGGUAUUCGUGUAAUUGUCAUUACCGGCGAUAACAAAGCUACAGCCGAAGCCAUCUGCCGAAGAAUCGGUGUUUUCGGAGAAGACGAGGAUACUACUGGCAAGUCGUACUCUGGACGUGAAUUUGACGAUCUUCCAACUUCCGAACAAAAAGCUGCAUGCGCCAGAGCGAGGUUAUUCUCUCGAGUAGAGCCUGCUCACAAAUCGAAGAUAGUUGAAUAUCUUCAAAGCAUGAACGAAAUCUCUGCCAUGACUGGUGAUGGUGUAAAUGACGCUCCAGCUUUAAAGAAAGCCGAAAUUGGUAUCGCAAUGGGAUCAGGAACCGCUGUUGCUAAAUCAGCCGCCGAGAUGGUUUUGGCCGACGACAACUUCUCAUCUAUUGUAUCAGCAGUUGAAGAAGGACGCGCUAUUUACAACAACAUGAAACAGUUUAUUCGUUAUCUUAUCUCGUCGAAUAUUGGUGAAGUAGUUUCCAUCUUCCUUACGGCUGCUCUGGGUCUUCCAGAAGCCCUCAUUCCCGUACAAUUGUUGUGGGUCAACCUUGUAACUGACGGUCUGCCCGCUACUGCCCUCGGCUUCAAUCCACCCGAUUUGGAUAUCAUGAGCAAACCCCCACGUAAAGCUGACGAAUCUCUUAUUUCCGGAUGGUUGUUCUUCAGGUACCUGGCCAUCGGAGGUUAUGUAGGAGCCGCGACAGUUGGUGCAGCCGCUUGGUGGUUCAUGUACUCUCCAGAAGGUCCCCAUCUCACUUAUUACCAAUUGACACAUCACUUGCAGUGUUCCGUUAACUCGGAAGAUUUUAAGGGUGUAGAUUGUUCCGUGUUUAGCGAUCCCCAUCCCAUGACAAUGGCUCUAUCUGUACUUGUAACGAUUGAAAUGUUGAACGCGAUGAACAGUUUAUCUGAAAACCAGUCUCUGAUUGUGAUGCCUCCAUGGUGCAACUUGUGGCUCCUCGCUUCCAUGAUCCUCUCGUUCACGCUUCAUUUCGUCAUUUUGUAUGUAGAAGUACUUUCGGCUGUGUUCCAAGUGUGCCCAUUAACGGUUGCUGAAUGGAUGACGGUAAUGAAGUUUUCAAUUCCAGUCAUUCUUUUAGACGAAUCGUUGAAGUUCGUCGCAAGAAAGAUCACAGACGUUGGAGAAGAAGUAGUAGAUCGAUGGAUUUAAAUAAAAAAAACGCAAGGACGUGUUUCAUAUCUACUAUUGUUAUUUGUAAUUAAUUAAAUUAUUACUAUUCACGUUAAUUAAUUAACUCUUCUAGUCAUUGGGAUUUAUUCUGUAUUACUGCGCGCCUUUUUUAUUAAGACUUUCAAUCAUUUUUCAUACUGGCAGCGUGCGGAUUCAUCAGUCGGAUUGAUUUUCGGUUUUUCUAAUUCAUACAAUGCGAUUUGUUAUGAUUAUAAUAGCUGAAGAUGAAUUAUUAAUUGCUAAUAUUAAAAAGCCAUCGCCAUUUUUCAUCAUUGUUAUGUGUUAAUAAAAAAUGUGUUAACCAGAGCGUGACGUUUGAAACAUAAAAACAAUUGAAUUAAAGUACUUCUUGCUAUACUACCUAUUUACUAUUUGCUUACAAGCGUGUAAUUCGUGCAUGUUUUUCCUUAGUUACAUACAUAUGUAAUUUUGUCAAUUUAUCGCCUAAACAAAUAUUUUUGAACAGAAAUCAAAAAGAAAAUUGUGAUGACAAUAAUGAAAUAAUUUUGAUAGCGAUGAACAUGCAUGAAGAAGCAAGUUUUAUUACAGCUUUUCUUCUCUUAAAAUGGACUCCUAGCCAUAUUUAAUCUAGUUAGAAAUUGUGUUGUUUUGUCAAAUCCUUAGAUUUUUUCCCAGAGACCUGUGAUUGACAUGAGGCGCGUUAGUUUAUUUUAAUGAUCAUCUAACAAAUGAAAAUAUUGAUUUAAAAAAAACACGUAUGAUAUGUAUGUAUAUUGUACAUAACUGUAACUGUAUAGUUAAUUAUUAAUUUGUUAUUAUGAAGAUGACUUUUUAAGAACGAGGUCAGCUCUUAGUUCCCCGUAUUCCCCUGAAAUGUUAUAGUUAGGAAUAGGUUAAGUCAUCUCAUUUAUAUUAUUAUAAUCGACCACAUUUGAAGUGGUCCCAUUGCCAUUAUUUUGUAUAUUGUUUUUCCUUUUCGAAAACUCGAGCUGGUCUCGCCAAAGGCCACACGGCAGUUUCCUUUUUUUUUCUGAAAAACGUGUGCGCCUUUUGUGUACAGAAGAUGAAGAGACGACGAUGUGUAACAUCGCAAGUUUUGUAUAUCUUUAAUUUGUGUAAAUAAAGCGACGGCGUUACCGAAAAA